AGACGACUUCUGUAGUUUGGACUGACCAUGUGACGCUAUAUUUGGAGGCGGGUUGUCAACUAGAGGACAAGGCAACUUCAAAGACAUGCGUGUGGCAGUGAUCGGAGCUGGGGUCAGUGGCCUGUCCACGGCUCAAAGUAUCUAUGAGCAGUACCACUCUACAGUCAGUCCACUGACCAUUGAGGUGUAUGCAGAUCGCUUCACCCCACUGACCACCAGCGAUGGGGCUGCAGGAUUCUGGCAGCCAUACCUCUACGACAAGGGCAAUGUCCAGGAGACUAAAUGGUGUAAGGAGACGUUUGACUACCUGCUGAGCUUCCUGAGCUCCCCAGACUCUAUCAAAAUGGGAAUUUUCCUCCAGUCUGGCUAUAACCUUUGCAGUGAGCCUGCACCAGAUCCCUCUUUUAAAGAUAGUGUGCUGGGCUUCAGACAGCUUACUGAGCGAGAGCUGGAGCUGUUUCCUGGAUACUGCUAUGGGUGGUUCAACACUGCUCUCAUGGUGGAGGGAAAAAGUUACUUGCCUUGGCUGAUGGACUGGUUACAGAAGAGAGGUGUGAAAUUUUACCAGAGGAAGAUAGAGUCCUUCAAAGUGCUUGCGGAGAGUGGGGCGGACGUCAUCAUCAACUGCACAGGAGUGAGGUCAGGGGACCUCCAGCCUGACCCAGAGCUCACACCAGGCCGUGGGCAGAUACUGAAGGUGGAUGCUCCAUGGCUUAAGCAUUGGAUCCUCACCCACAAUUUCACUGCUGGAACCUACAAUUCACCAUACAUUAUACCAGGGAGUCGUUCAGUGGUUGUUGGUGGGUGUUUCCAGCUGGGGAACUGGAGUGAGCAGAACAACUCUGAGGACCACAAGGAGAUCUGGGAGGGGGCCUGCCAGCUGGAGCCCAGCCUCAAGCAUGCCCGGAUAGUGGAGGACUGGUCAGGGCUCAGGCCUGUUCGCAGUAAAGUCCGACUGGAGAGGGAGACCAUGCAGUCUGGACCAACCACGUUUGAGUUGAUCCACAACUAUGGCCAUGGAGGAUUCGGAUUGACCAUCCACCGAGGCUGUGCCCAGGAGGCAGCUCGGCUCUUCGGGGAGAUAUUGGAGCUGAAGGGCUGGGGGCCCAGGUCUCAUUUGUAAACUAGUGGUUUAUUACCUAAACAGCAGUAGCAUCAGUAUCUCACACAGGUCUGUAUGGGACCAUUUUAACAUCAGAAUGGUUUGCGAAGGAACCCGCAUAGGAGGACACUCCUGGGGCCUUCAGACAACAAUGAGGGUUCAUUCAUAUUUGCAAGAGAACAACUACCUGAUUAACCCGAGACCAGCUAACUUGGAACACAAAGACUACCAGCCACCCUUAAAAUGGUUUCAUGCCAGCCAUCAGGAUUGCUUUUAUUGAAUGCCAAUUUUCUUUGUUGUGUAGUCAUAACUAUUAGCUAAUAGAUUUAAAUCUAUUUUGAAAAGUUAAGAUUUUAUAUUGUAGUUAAAGAGAUGCUAGUAUAUAGAUAACAUAUUGAACCAAUAAAAUGUUUUCCAAAAAUGUGAUAAGCAAAUCUCACAUGUGACAUAAAAAUAGGACUGCAAUAUCAAACUAAGAUUUUAAAUAUCUUAUUAUUAAUAAUAUUCUAUUGUGAUUUCUAAAACUUAUGAGGUUUAAAAAUGAAUUAAGAAAUAAAUACUUCCACAAUCCAA
Messenger RNA from Coregonus clupeaformis (lake whitefish), 1675 nucleotides. RefSeq names its product D-amino-acid oxidase. Bases 86 to 1123 code for a protein of 345 amino acids. The transcript has 11 exons. NCBI's taxonomy places the organism in Eukaryota, Metazoa, Chordata, Actinopteri, Salmoniformes, Salmonidae. The record is from RefSeq and is a predicted model, not a curated record. Gene Ontology annotation, molecular function: D-amino-acid oxidase activity; FAD binding.